AUGGCGUCAGAAGAUUUGCCCACGGUGCGGCUUGGCACUGCGCGCCAAUCCGAAGGCGGAGCUCUGAUUUCCGUCGAAGGUGGCGCCUGUGACAAAGAGAUCGAAUCCCAGCGCCUUGCCAAAGCAUGCUUGCUACGCGUCUAUGCCAAAGCGCGCGACAACGUAUCAGGUGGUGCUGUGAAGAACAAGGUCCCUGGUCCGACCCCCUCCCAGGGGGGCGCCAGGCUUGCCAUGGAGGAGUGGAUGGAAACACAAAAGGCAGUUUGGGACUAUUUCUUUGGGGAGCCCACCGGUCCAAACUACUUGUUUCCGGAGCCGACGGGGCCAACUACGCCCGCCCAGGGAGGAGCAAGGCUGGCUGCUGAGGAGCUGAAUGCCACAGGUGUGUGGCUGCGUGGUCAAGCGAACCAGCUCUUCUGCAGCUUCGUGACUUCAUUUGGCCUUGAUGGCCGCAGUUGCCGUGUUGGCUGCAUCUGA
Messenger RNA from Symbiodinium necroappetens, 477 nucleotides. Lineage: Eukaryota; Dinophyceae; Suessiales; Symbiodiniaceae. The record is from the annotation of a GenBank genome assembly.